Messenger RNA from Pipistrellus kuhlii (Kuhl's pipistrelle), 3560 nucleotides. It is a transcript of the gene SESN2, whose product is annotated as sestrin 2. Gene Ontology annotation, molecular function: oxidoreductase activity, acting on peroxide as acceptor; L-leucine binding. Lineage: Eukaryota; Metazoa; Chordata; Mammalia; Chiroptera; Vespertilionidae. Gene Ontology annotation, cellular component: nucleus. The record is from RefSeq and is a predicted model, not a curated record. The transcript is spliced from 10 exons. Gene Ontology annotation, biological process: positive regulation of macroautophagy; regulation of response to reactive oxygen species; cellular response to leucine starvation. The coding region runs from base 414 to 1928 and encodes 504 amino acids.
UCCUGUGUCCCCGCCCUCCGCCGGGGACCGCAGCGGCGCCGCCGGUGUCAGAGCGGCGCAGGCUGGCAGUUCCGCGGCGGGGAUGCCGAGCAGCGCCGCGUCCGCCGGCAGCGCUCGCCACUGCGGACCUGAGGGGCGCCCCGGGCCGUGAGACACAGCGCGCCGCGGCCAGUCCCGGGCUUCCGAGCCCGCCCGCCCGCCCUCCGGGAGCCGGACGCCAGGCGAGUGCAGCGAGGCAGCGGCCGUUCCUGGACUCUGAGAGGGAGAGGCACCCCGGCUUCUAGAACCUCCCCUGCGGCCCCCGGUCCCGGCUUCCUGAGGGCGUCCGGCCGCCACCCCCUCCGGCGCCCGGGUCGGUGCCCGGGUCGGCGCCCGGGUCGGCGGCCCGUUGCGGCCGGGUCCUGGCGCACACCAUGAUCGUCGCGGACUCGGAGUGCCGCCCGGAGCUGCAGGGCUACCUGCCGUUCUCCCGGGGCGGCGGCGGCGGCGGCGGCAGCAGCAGCAGCAGCAGCAGCAGCCCGGGGGCCGGGGAGGAGCAGAGGAUGAGGUGGGCUCGGGGGGGCCCUCGCGGGCCCAGCGCCUUCAUCCCCGUGGAGGAGGACGAGAGCGGAACCCAUCCUCUCCUCACCUUUGCUUGGCAGGUCCUUCAGGAGGGAGCUGAGAGCCUCGAGCAGAACCUGGGGCUGGAGGCACUGAUGUCCUGUGGGCGCGUGGACAACCUGGCAGUGGUGAUGGGCCUGCACCCUGACUACCUUAGCAGAUUCUGGCGCCUGCACUACCUACUGCUGCACACAGAUGGGCCCCUGGCCAGCUCCUGGCGCCACUACAUUGCCAUCAUGGCUGCUGCUCGCCACCAGUGCUCCUACCUGGUGGGCUCCCACAUGGCCGAGUUUCUGCAGACUGGCGGUGACCCGGAGUGGCUGCUUGGCCUCCACCGGGCCCCUGAGAAGUUACGCAAGCUUAAUGAGAUCAACAAGUUGCUGGCACAUCGCCCAUGGCUCAUCACCAAGGAGCACAUCCAGGCCUUGCUGAAGACGGGUGAGCACAGCUGGUCCCUGGCGGAGCUCAUCCAGGCCCUGGUCCUGCUCACCCACUGCCACUCACUGGCCUCCUUCGUGUUUGGCUGUGGCAUCCUCCCCGAGGGGGACCUGGAGGGCAGCCCUGUGCCCCAGGCACCUUCACCCCCCAGCGAGCAGAGCAGCCCCCCCAGCAGAGACUCACUGAACAAUUCCGGGAGCUUCGAGGCCGCUCGGGAUGUGGAGGCUUUGCUGGAGCGCAUGAGGCAGCUGCAGGAGAGCCUGCUGCGGGACGAGGGAGCGUCUCAGGAGGAGAUGGAGAGCCGCUUUGAGCUGGAGAAGUCGGAGAGCCUGCUGGUGACCCCCUCGGCUGACAUCCUGGAGUCCUCUCCACACCCAGACAUGCUGUGCUUCGUGGAAGACCCCACUUUCGGAUACGAGGACUUCACCCGGCGAGGGACUCAGGCGCCUCCCACCUUCCGUGCCCAGGAUUAUACCUGGGAAGACCAUGGCUACUCCCUGAUCCAGAGGCUCUACCCGGAGGGUGGGCAGCUGCUGGAUGAGAAGUUCCAGGCAGCCUACAGCCUCACCUACAACACCAUGGCCAUGCACAGCGGAGUGGACACCUCCAUGCUCCGCAGGGCCAUCUGGAACUACAUCCACUGCGUCUUCGGCAUCAGGUAUGACGACUAUGACUACGGGGAGGUGAACCAGCUCCUGGAGCGGAACCUCAAGGUCUAUAUCAAGACAGUGGCCUGCUACCCAGAGAAGACCACCCGGAGGAUGUACAGGCUCUUCUGGAGGCACUUCCGCCACUCGGAGAAGGUCCACGUGAACUUGCUGCUCCUGGAGGCCCGCAUGCAAGCCGCCCUGCUCUAUGCCCUCCGUGCCAUCACCCGCUACAUGACCUGACUCCCACACAGGACCUGGGCCCGGAGCCGCUAACUCUCGAGGCACCCUCCUCUCUGCAAGAACUUCUCUGUCCGGAGACAGACCCAAUCCCUUUCUGCCCCACGCCCACCCGCCACACUCUGGGGGUGGGCUUUUGUGUGAGGUGCAGCCCCCGAGCCACACCCUACAGUUUCUCACUGAAGGACAGGAUCUCUGGGAUCUCAGCGUUGGCCCUGGGAGCUGGAAGAGGACUAGCAGAUCGCCAGGGGCCGUGCCCUCUUCCUACCCCUGAGCCCAGAGGCAGAGGCACAGGAAGUACAAUGGGCCGAGUUCGGAUUUAUGUACCUCCAGGUUGGGCCCACCACAAGCACUGUGGCUGGAAAGGUCCCCACUGGCCCCGGGGGGAGAGGGGCAAACACCGCCAGGGACUGACACUCCGAGCAGCUCUCCUUUUCCUCCGUCAUCCGAUUCCAUUCCCUCUCAUCUGCCAUUAACCCAUCAAUGUGAAAGUCAGGGUCACAGCUGGCCUGUGCGUCCGCCUCCCCAAAAACCUCUUCAAAGCCCCUUGUUUCCUGAUGGCCCCAAUCCUAUUUCAUUUCCUUUUCUCCCACGCCUGGUGGUGGUGAGGCCCCGGGAGAGACGAAGCACAUUAAAAAAGUAGACUAUCUCUAGAGAAUUUAAGUAGCUUUUUGGUCACUUUGCCUUUUGAAGUGUAGGGAGUAUUCGAUUAUAAAUCCUCUGUAUUUUGGUCCUUUAUGGAUGAAGUCCAAACCUCUUCAGGGCCUCACCUCUAAAGGUGUGAGCAGGAGGAGGGGGCAGUCUGUUCUCCUCAGAGCUCGCACCUCUUCUGUCUCCCGGGCUCCACUGCGGAUAUUUGCCAAAACCUCGAUCCUUUCUCGGUGGCACGUGGCCCAGUGGGAGAGCUCGGAGACCCCAGGGUUGUUCGGGCCCUGCCACUGGCCAGGGGGCCAUGGCUAUGUUGCCAAACCUCCUUGACCCCCAUUUCCUCCGUUUCAGACUAGGGAAGGACACUUUUCAUGCCUGGGUUUCUCAGGCCAACCUGCCAGCAGUGAACUGCACAUCGAGCAGGAUUUGGAAGGUCCUCCGGGACUCCCACUCUUGCGGUCAGUCUCCCGGCUGCCUUCCAAGGACCACCCAGAUUCUGUCCCCUCUCCUCAGUUUUAGGUGGAUUACUUAGAGGCAGGAGCAGCCAAGGACUGACCCCAGGCACUUUCUAUAGCAAACAAGCUGUGAAUUACGACUUCCUAGCCCUUCUUCAGGCAGUACGUGCCUCCUCUCCUCUCUGGCCGGUGAGGAGGGGACUGAAGAAGGGCGAGGGCCAACAUGCUGCUUGCUUCUGACCCUCCUCGCUGGGGUGGGGCAGGAAAGGAGCCUGGUCGGUGGGCCACAUUUCAUACCCAUGCGGGCAUGGGGAAGCGACUGGCACCCUCAGACCUCCCCGCCCUCCCACAGUGACGCUGGGCAGGAGGGAAGAGGUCCAGCCUGGGUUUGGAGUCUGGAGAGGACAAGAUGGCUGUAAAUGUUCUGUGGGUGGACAGGGAGGGGUAUUCAGUGUUCAAGUGCAGAAGUCUUUGGCUUUCCUACCAGUUCUGUAUAAUGAGAAAUAAAAGUUCACCAAGGUUUUGUUUUGUA